Capsella rubella is the source of this 879-nucleotide messenger RNA. RefSeq names its product cytosolic sulfotransferase 1. Lineage: Eukaryota; Viridiplantae; Streptophyta; Magnoliopsida; Brassicales; Brassicaceae. The transcript has 3 exons. Gene Ontology annotation, cellular component: cytoplasm. The record is from RefSeq and is a predicted model, not a curated record. Gene Ontology annotation, biological process: sulfation. The coding region runs from base 1 to 879 and encodes 292 amino acids. Gene Ontology annotation, molecular function: sulfotransferase activity.
AUGUUUGCGAGAACUUUGAUAUCUUCACUUCCUUCAGACACAGAUGUCAAAGGGAAGAAGCUUUGCAACUACCAAGGAUGUUGGUACUAUUACAACAAUCUCCAAGCAGUCUUCGAUUACCAAAAACACUUUAAGCCACUUGAUUCCGACAUAAUAGUCAGCUCAUACCCCAAGUCUGGCACGACUUGGCUCAAGGCCUUAACCGUCGCUUUACUUCAUAGGUCAAAGGAUAGUCUUCAGAGCCAUCCUCUUACCUCUGAUAGCCCUCACGGUCUUCUCUCAUCAUCUCCAAGGUUGUUCUCGACCCACAUGCCGUUGCAUACUCUGCGAGAGCCGCUCAAGGACUCUCCAUGCAAGAUUGUGUACGUAUGCAGGAACGUGAAGGAUGUGUUAGUGUCGUUAUGGCAUUUUAGGUCAAAAAUGGAGAAACAAGAAGCUGAAAGAAGCAGUCUCGAGUCUAUUAUCGAGUCGUUCCGCAAUGGAGUUCACACUUUUGGACCUUUAUGGGACAAUGUUUUGAGCUAUUGGGAAGGCAGUUUGAAAGAUCCAAAGCAUGUUCUUUUUAUGAGGUACGAGGAACUCAAAGAAGAGCCUUAUGCACAAGUCAUGAGACUUGCCGAGUUCUUGGGUUGUCCUUUUAGUCAAGAAGAGAUACGUAGCGGAUCUGUUGAGAAGAUCUUGAACUUGUGCUCUCUGAGUAGUCUGAGCAAUCUGGAAAUCAACAAGACCGGGAUAUCGUGGAAUAACUUGGAUCACAACAUCUACUUCCGCAAAGGAGAAGUAGAUGAUUGGAAGAAUCAUCUCAACACUGAAAUGGUGAACAAAAUCGACAUGAUCAUCGAUGAGAAAUUUCAAGGUUCGGGUUUGAAAAAUAUGUGA